UCGUCGGCUCGCGCCCCGCCCCCCGUUCUGCUGCCCCCUCCCCUGUGGCGCUCGGGGGUGUUUCUCGCUCCUCCCGAGUUGCCGCCGCCGCCGCCGCCGCUCUUCUUCUCCCAGUCUUGGGUUUCCCAGGCGCUGCUGCCGCCGCUACCUCUGCGGUCUGUAUGAGGAGGAGGAGGAUGUGAAGAUGGCGGAGCUGCAGAUGCUGCUGGAGGAGGAAAUCCCGGGGGGCCGCCGGGCCCUCUUCGACAGUUACACGAAUCUGGAACGGGUGGCAGAUUACUGCGAGAACAACUACAUCCAGUCAGCAGAUAAGCAGCGAGCUCUAGAAGAAACCAAAGCCUACACCACCCAGUCCUUAGCAAGUGUUGCCUAUCUGAUAAAUACCUUGGCCAACAAUGUUCUACAGAUGCUGGAUAUUCAGGCAUCCCAGCUACGAAGGAUGGAAUCUUCAAUCAAUCAUAUUUCACAAACCGUUGAUAUUCAUAAAGAGAAAGUUGCAAGAAGAGAGAUCGGUAUUUUGACUACCAAUAAAAACACUUCAAGGACACAUAAGAUUAUUGCUCCAGCCAAUCUUGAACGACCAGUUCGUUAUAUUAGAAAACCUAUUGACUAUACAAUUCUAGAUGAUAUUGGACACGGAGUAAAGUGGUUGCUUAGAUUUAAGGUGAGUACCCAGAAUAUGAAGAUAGGUGGGCUGCCACGUACGACACCUCCAACUCAGAAGCCCCCCAGCCCUCCCAUGUCAGGGAAAGGGACACUUGGGCGGCACUCCCCCUAUCGCACACUGGAGCCAGUGCGUCCUCCAGUGGUACCAAAUGAUUACGUACCUAGCCCAACCCGUAAUAUGGCUCCCUCGCAGCAGAGCCCUGUGAGGACAGCUUCUGUGAAUCAAAGAAAUCGAACUUACAGCAGCAGUGGGAGCAGCGGCGGAAGCCACCCGAGCAGCCGGAGCAGCAGUCGGGAGAACAGUGGAAGCGGGAGCGUGGGCGUUCCCAUUGCUGUUCCUACUCCGUCUCCUCCCAGUGUCUUUCCAGCCCCUGCUGGCUCUGCUGGCACUCCUCCCCUUCCUGCUACUUCUGCAUCUGCCCCUGCCCCUCUUGUUCCUGCUACUGUCCCUUCCUCCACUGCCCCAGACGCUGCUGCUGGGGGGGCCCAGGCCCUUGCUGAUGGCUUCACUUCUCCAACUCCCCCUGUUGUUUCUUCCACUCCCCCCACAGGUCAUCCUGUUCAGUUCUACAGCAUGAACAGACCUGCUACUCGCCAUACUCCUCCAACAAUAGGGGGCUCGUUGCCCUAUAGACGCCCUCCUUCCAUAACGUCACAGACAAGCCUUCAGAAUCAGAUGAACGGAGGACCUUUUUAUAGCCAGAAUCCAGUAUCUCUUGCUCCUCCUCCUCCCUCCAUUCUACAGGUAACUCCUCAGUUACCUUUAAUGGGAUUUGUGGCCAGAGUCCAAGAAAAUAUUUCAGAUACACCACCUCCACCACCACCUGUGGAAGAACCAGUCUUUGAUGAGUCCCCCCCUCCUCCUCCUCCCCCAGAAGAUUAUGAAGAGGAGGAAGCAGCUGUGGUUGAAUAUAGUGAUCCUUAUGCUGAAGAGGACCCACCGUGGGCUCCAAGAUCUUACUUGGAAAAAGUUGUGGCAAUUUAUGAUUAUACAAAAGACAAGGAAGAUGAGCUGUCCUUUCAGGAAGGAGCCAUUAUUUAUGUCAUCAAGAAGAAUGAUGAUGUAUUAAAAAAGCAAGCUGAAUCUGAACAAAUGGAUCUUUCUGCCAUUAUUUGUACUGUGCUGAGCUGUUUGGAUUAAAAUAAAGUGACACCAUUUCUAAAUAGGUCAGAGGUAUAACAGCAUAUAACUCUGUAAGACAAAUCAGGUUAAGACUGAUUCAGAAAAUCUGGGAUCUUUCUCAGGAAUACUGUACACCCUUGGGAUUUCUCCUCCUGCAGAAUCUGUGGCAUUGGACGUUCUCCAGUGCCUGUGCCAGAGGGUCAGCCUCGUGGCCCUAGUGCCGUACCCGGCCCCACACUUUCUUCCACUCGGAUGAGGAGGAGAGAACUAGUAUUUAAAUAGCAUACGUAACCAUUUUUAUAACUGUUUCGAUGGCUUCUUUCCUCUUAACACUAUAAA
This is a messenger RNA of Neomonachus schauinslandi (Hawaiian monk seal), 2128 nucleotides long. RefSeq names its product abl interactor 2 (gene ABI2). Gene Ontology annotation, molecular function: SH3 domain binding. Lineage: Eukaryota; Metazoa; Chordata; Mammalia; Carnivora; Phocidae. Gene Ontology annotation, cellular component: lamellipodium. The record is from RefSeq and is a predicted model, not a curated record.